This is a messenger RNA of Triticum aestivum (bread wheat), 1063 nucleotides long. RefSeq lists its product as uncharacterized. The transcript has a single exon. The annotation marks the transcript as partial. The record is from RefSeq and is a predicted model, not a curated record. NCBI's taxonomy places the organism in Eukaryota, Viridiplantae, Streptophyta, Magnoliopsida, Poales, Poaceae.
CAAAGAACAAAUUGAAAUUGAUCUAAAUGAGAUAGUAGAAGUUGAAUCUGAUGGAACAAAUGAUUCCCCUGUUGCUUGUCCUAAGAAGCCUAACACCACUAAGGUCGAGAAAAAGAAGAAGGGCAAUGCAAGUGGGUCGCAAAACACUUCAAAAGGGCAAAAGCGAACAGCUGAUGAUGCUAUUAAUGCAAUUGAUCGCCUGGCAGAUGCAUCACUGAUCAUUGCUGAAUCAAAGAAAAAUGCAGCACAGCAAACAGAAGCUUACUCUGUGAAAGCAUGUAUGCAGAUAUUAAAUAGCAUGCCUGAUGUUGAACCAAACAAAAAAUUGAAAGCUGCACAAGCAUUUGAACAUGUUGAUAAAAGGGCUAUUUUCAUUGAGAUGGAUGAAGAGACUCGGUCUCUCUGGGUUGAAAAUGCGUAGUUUUUUACCUGUUGUAGCGUACUGUUUAGUUUUCUGAUUAGGUUGUAUUUGCAAUUUCCAUAAAUUCCUUCUGUAAUUUUGUGUUCAAACAAUCAAUAUGCAAAUUUAUAUAUUUAUUUGGUUCGUGCUACUAGUUAUAUAUGGUCUCAUAUAUAAAUCCCUCUUCAGAACUUGGAUUUAUAUUUGUGUGUGUGUGUGUUCUACAAAUACAUAAGCUUAAGAUAUAAGUGAGGGAAGUUGAUGGCAUACCUUUCCUUUUGGUUCAUUGGUUCAAACAGCAAUGAUGCAAUGUUGCUCUUUGCGUCAGUACAUAUCUCCAUGUUUUAUCAUCAACCUAGCGAGUAAAAUUUGUCACCGAAAUCAUUCAAUGUUCUCCUAUCACUCAUUCAAUGAUUCUUGUCCUACCAUUUAACUGAAAAUUUAUCAGCUCUAGAACAAUAGCAUUGUAGAAAUUCCGACAGUUAACCGAAGUUGCUACAUGAAAUUUUGCAGGGAAACCAUGGAAGAUAUGGCAGAUGGAGACUAUUCUGAUUCUGAGCAAAUGAUUAUUAAUGACCUUACUGCAAUGUCACUUUUGCAACAUGUGCUGUUCGGAAGGCUAUUCAAAACACCACGUAAUACCUCUAAAUUAACUGGUGCGCA